Messenger RNA from Dovyalis caffra, 450 nucleotides. NCBI's taxonomy places the organism in Eukaryota, Viridiplantae, Streptophyta, Magnoliopsida, Malpighiales, Salicaceae. The record is from the annotation of a GenBank genome assembly.
AUGGGUAGGUCUUUUCUACUGAGUCGACUCGUUCUCAUCAUCUUUGUUGCCUACUUUGCAGCUUCAAAAGCAGCAGCCACAAGACCUGGGUUUCUGUAUACGAGAACCAGAGGAAGAUGCACUCCCCAGUUCUGGAGCAGCAGGAGAGAGGAAUGGCCAAGGAUGGUCCCACAGAGAUCAACAGUAUCACGGGUAUUUGGAUCGGGGGUAUUUGAACGAUACGGAUCAGAUGUGACUUUGCUGGAAUCAACGGCUAUGAAUGACGAUGAGAGCGCAUUUGCUGGGUUGUUGAAGCAGGCGAGUGCAGCCCUGCUCAACUCUUAUGCUAGAAAAGGGUUUCCUUAUUCUGCUUGGGAAGUAAAGACUCUGGUGAUACAGGCAUUGGUCUCCAAGGAGGCUGCAACCAGACAAGCCAAACAGUUCUCUAUUGCCAACCAAGCUUGUAAUUAG